AUGGCCGCCGCCGCCUCGUGCCGCUGCAGCGGCGUGGUGUUCGUGGGCAACAUCCCCUACCACGCCAGCGAGGACGAGCUCCGCGCCGCGUGCGAGGAGAUCGGCCCCGUGGUGUCCCUCCGCGUGGCCCCCGACGACAGCAAGGGCAGCAGCAGCAGCCGGCCCCUGCCCCGGGGCUUCGCCUUCGUCGAGUACCUCGACGACGAGACGGCCCUCAGCGCCUGCCGCAACCUGCAGGGCCGGGCCCUCCGUGGCCGUGACCUCCGCGUGGGCCUAGCGCAGCGCACGCCGCCGCCCGCCGGCUGCGGCGACGCCGAGCCCGUGGGCGUCGAGGGCGCCACGCACGCCGCGUCGCUCCUCGGGCCGGGCGCCCGCCCCUGCGGCGCCGUCACGUCGUACCUGGCCGGGCUGAGCCGCCGGCAGCUGGGCGAGCUGCUGGACGCUCUGGAGCGGGAGGACGCGGCGCUCAUGGAGCAUGGCAAGCGAGAGUUCGCUGGGCUGGACACGUUGAUUGAGCAGGCACGGGUGCUACUCGACAUGGCUUCGGCGCCUGGCGCCGCGGCGGCUAACAACAGGAAACGCGGCGCGAGGGGGCAGGACCGGCCAGGUGAUCCACGUUCACCGGAGGCCGCAGCCCAGGCGCCGAAGCUGAGAAGGGUGCAGGACGUCGGCGAGUACGUUCCUGGCAUCGCCUACCGCUGA
Molecule: messenger RNA, 702 nt
Organism: Miscanthus lutarioriparius
Lineage: Eukaryota; Viridiplantae; Streptophyta; Magnoliopsida; Poales; Poaceae
Source: the annotation of a GenBank genome assembly